This is a messenger RNA of Asparagus officinalis (garden asparagus), 1170 nucleotides long. Its product is annotated as homeobox-leucine zipper protein HOX21-like. The record is from RefSeq and is a predicted model, not a curated record. Gene Ontology annotation, biological process: positive regulation of DNA-templated transcription. The transcript is spliced from 2 exons. NCBI's taxonomy places the organism in Eukaryota, Viridiplantae, Streptophyta, Magnoliopsida, Asparagales, Asparagaceae. The coding region runs from base 53 to 979 and encodes 308 amino acids. Gene Ontology annotation, cellular component: nucleus. Gene Ontology annotation, molecular function: DNA-binding transcription factor activity, RNA polymerase II-specific; sequence-specific DNA binding.
UUUCCACUAGGAUGCAUAUUUUUCUCAUAUCAUAUUCAAUACCCCAUCUUAUAUGCCCCAUCAACCCUUCUCUCUCUCUCUCUCUCUCUCUUUCUCAUAUCCCUUUCAACAUACUGCCUCAUUGUCCCCCAUGCUCAAUCUAGACCAAAUGGGUUGCAACUCCUCCCCCUUCUUCUCUCCCAACUUCCUUCUCCAAAUCCAAACCCCCCAUGAUCAAUUACACCAAGAUCUCCCUUCUCUUCCCCAAGAAUUCAGAGGUAGCAUUCACAACAAACUUGAACUACAUAAAAUGUUGGGAAAGAGAUCAAUGUCCUUCUCCGCAAUCAAUCACAAUUGCGAAGAAGACGAGCUCUCUGAUGACUGUUCCCUAACUGGGGAGAAGAAGAGGAGGCUCAACAUAGAGCAAGUGAGGACAUUAGAGAAGAACUUUGAGAUUGCCAACAAGUUAGAGCCUGAGAGAAAAACUCAGUUGGCUACUGCACUUGGGCUUCAGCCAAGGCAAGUUGCCAUUUGGUUUCAAAAUAGGAGAGCAAGGUGGAAGACUAAGCAAUUGGAGAGAGAUUAUGAUGUGCUCAAGAGACAGUUUGAUGCUAUUAGAUCAGAAAAUGAGGCUCUACAAACUCACAACAAGAAGUUACAAGCUGAGAUCUUGGCUCUUAAAGGCAGGGAGACAUCAGAAAUGAUGAUCAAUUUGAAUAAAGAAACUGAGGGCUCUUGCAGCAAUAGAAGUGAAAAUAGUUCUGAGCACAACUUGGAUGUAUCAAGGACACCACAGCCACACAUUGAGACUAGUCCAAUUAAUCCUCGCCAGAGCAUUCCCUUCUUCCCUUCAAUUAGGCCAUCUUCAAUGAUUCAACUCUUCCAUUGCCCCAAGACUGAACAAAAUACUGUCUCAGAUGAGAAUUUCAGUAAUUUAUUAUGUGGUAUCGACGAUCAGUCUGGCUUCUGGCAGUGGCCUGAUCAACAAAAUUUCCAUUGAUUUUGAUUUGUCAAGCUUCAAAAGAUUGAGUUGAGGUUGAAGAAGAUACUAAGGCAAUAAGGAAGUAUUAAUUGAUGCCUAUAGUAGAAUUUUAUGAGUUACCCUAUGUUCCUUUUUUUUCUUUGUUCUUGUUAUUAUUCCUAUAUAUUGCUAAAGAUGUGAAAUAAUAUCAUGAGAUGAAAUUAUGAUCA